Messenger RNA from Didymodactylos carnosus, 3698 nucleotides. The record is from the annotation of a GenBank genome assembly. Lineage: Eukaryota; Metazoa; Rotifera; Eurotatoria; Philodinida; Philodinidae.
AUGUCUUGGGUAUUAGGAAAGAAUGCAAAGGGAUCCGAUACACAGUGUAUACAUGACGAAUUUAUCAAUCAGGCAGUAUUAUAUCCACAAAAGACCGCUGUUAUAUUGAAUGACAAAUCGUUGACCUAUGCUGAAGUUUUGUGCAUGGUACGAAAGUUAUCAGUAUAUUUAAUAGAAGAGUGUAAUGUCAAAAGGGGUGAUGUUAUUUGUCAGUGCGUGGAGAGAAGUAUCGAAAUGGUUAUUGGAAUUUUUGCAAUAAUGGCUAGCGGAUGUGUCUAUUGCCCAUUAAAUCCAGCUGAUCCAUCCUUGCGUUUGAGAUCGCUGAUAAACGAUAUCCAUGCGACUAUCGUUAUUUUUCACUCACAAACAAAAAGGAAAUUUGAUUGUAUGAGUAGAUUUAAUCUUCUAUUAGUAAACUCAGAGCAAAUUAUCGCACUUGAUUAUGACUUAAAGCAACAGUCACUCGCACUGCCGGUAAGAGAUGUGCACGUAACCAAGGAUGAUAUUGCAUAUUGUAUUUAUACUUCUGGAUCAACUGGGAAACCAAAGGCUGUGUUAAUUCAACAUCAAAACCUUGCAGUCUGGAUUCGUUCCUUACUUUAUUGUUCUAUACAAAAGCCAACAGAUAUAACUGCUCAAAUUGCAGGGUGUUCUUGGAUUUUACAUGCAUAUGAAAUAAUUGGAUCUUUAACAACUGGUGCUACUUUAGUCAUGUUGAAACCUGGUGGUAAUAUGGACGUAGAUUAUUUGAGUAAAACUAUUGAAAGUGAACAAGUGACAACUAUGUGGUUGGGUCCUUCGAUGGUGAAAAGGCUUUGUGAGUUUUUACAAGAAACGAAACAGUGUUAUCGGCUAAAAACAGUUCAAAGUUUUUGUACGGCUGGUAAGAUACAUUUUGAGUCUUGUUGCGUACAAGUAACCUUUGUCAUUCUGAUUCCUGUUGCUCUCUACUGUGUUGAGGAUUCAGAACUGAUGAUUACAUCGUUCUCUGUUCCAAUGUCUUUGUCUUUCGCAACUGAUAACGCCUACCGAAAGUCUGAAGCAGGUAAUACUUAAUGACUAGACCACUGCAGAGACCGAUUCCCGUGUAAUUUUGUGACCUGCAGCGGUAGCCAUGUGCAUUAUAACAGUAUUUUUUUGACUCGUUUUAGCAGUUGAACCUUCCUUUUUGUGUCUCACUUGUUUCUCAGAUUCGAUGUAUAACCCUCGUUUGCACGAUUCUCGAUCAGGGAGGGCAGGGAGAAGGUGCCGACCCCUCCCUAAAAACAUUUUUGGACUUUCUGGCAAAAUCUUUGACGUUUUUUCAACUUUCUGUUAAAAUUUUCGAAAAUCUUUUUUCGUCAGCCACUUUCUGCGAAGCAAAACUUUUAGCACUUCCCAUCCCUAAGAACAACCAGAAACCCUGUUCUUUAGACUGAGAAUGCUUGAUGAAGAAUUAGUUGACUCAUUUGAUAACUCCUAUCAAGUUAAUCCGGCGGCUUCAACGAACUAGAAUGUCUCAUGCGAUGCUAAUUAUUAUUUUCCAUCAAUCUGUUACUCCUGCAUCCAUUAAGUUUCACAGAAACGCAUUCUCGUCUGAUUAUACGCAAAGUCGGUGAAAACUUUUUUAUAUUAUUAUUCAUAUCAUUUUGAUAAUAUUCCUUAGUUGUGCUUCUGGUUAAAACAUGAAUUCAUAACCCUUUGCGUUGUCGAGUAAAAUGUUUUGAGUUUUUAAACAAAGAAUUAGAUCAGUAUAAGAAGUUACGCAAAAAAUAAUUCUCCAGUCUGUCAGUUGUACCUUCGCUCACACUAAGUACAGAAAAUAUUUUGAACCAAAACUGGAGGUUGACAACUCAGAAAUGAAUGAGUGACCCAGAAUAAAUGUCCCAUUUAGGGACAGUUAUUACUUAUCAUAUUUCCAUUCAGUUAGUUUACGUCUAUUCUCAGAGAAGCCGUCAAAGUUACGAUCGAACGAAUCGGAUCAAACGAAUUAAUCAGAUUAUUCGGAGCAACAGAAUAAUGUAAAGUGCUUCUCUGUGAUGUUUGUAUAACAGAGAAAAUAUAUGAAAUCUAUCGUUUCUUCUCCAUUUUUUCGAAUUAUCCUGUCUUCAUAAAUCCGGUUUCACAAAUCACAAUUUUAUGAAACUUUUUACAACUUUCAUAAAAUUUUUCAUUUUUAUGUAACUUGUGGGUUAAAAAAAUCAACAUCUAGGUUUCCUAAAUUUUAUGAAACUUGGAAACAAGUUUCAUAAAUGUGUGAUUUAUGUUGUUUUAGGUUUAAUUAAUUGGUUCCUAACUAAUUGUAGUAUUAAUAUGUCACAUAGAGACAUAUAAUAUUAUAUAAUUGGUAUAUAUGUCACGUAGAGAUGUGUGCUUGUGACGUUUUAAUUGAAAAUAAUGAUUUAUUUAAUUAAAAACAGUAUCAAUGUGUCUCAAGGUGCUGUGUGAGGCUUGUAGAGACACAGUGACUCAACCAAAUAGAGAUGCUAUUAUCUCAUAGACUAGUCUAUGUCUCUAAGUAACUCAUACCUAUCUUAUUUGAAUCAGUACUGAUUCAAAUAAAAAUAUGGAAUUUUAUUCUAAAACUGUAUAUACAAGUCUCUCAGUGAGAUGUGAGUCUCUCAGAGACAUAUGUUUACUCGCACAAGAAUCGGUAUUUAUAUUCCAACAGGGCUAUGUAUAAGUCUCUAAGAGGGACAUAAGCCUUCAAGAGCGUCUUUUAGAGACAUGUUCAAACUUUAAAGGAAUAAAAAGUUGUCUUUAUUGGGAAAGUGUGGAAGGUAAAUUAAAGGGUGUAUUAGAAAAACGUGUUUUGUAAUCGUAAAAAUUUUUUGAAUAGUAAUAAACGUUAGUAUAGUUGUUAGUUUAAAGUGCGACUGUCAUUGUGUGCCUACUUUCUUAAAUUGGGGAGUUUGUAUAUUAACCCGUUCAUUCCCGAUUUCCGUUUAAGCAGACAUGAGUUCAAAUGCUUAUAACUUUUCAACAAAGAAAGCUAGAGACUUGCGGUUUUCAGAUUCUAAAACUAGACACUUUGGGACGUAAAUCUAUGAAAACGUCAGGACUCCUGAUAAGGUUUACUAUGGUGUACUAUUCGAGAUAAAAUCCGAAAGCAUACCGUUCCCAAAUCACACUAUGAAAUUCAUCUCAAAUAAUACCAGCCGAUAGCCAGGACAUCACUUCUCAAAACUAAGCAAGGCCUAGACCUUCGUCUCCUUUGGUUCCGGACACACAGAGGUUUUCCGAGGACACACCUGUCUGAUUCCAGACACGUCUGGAAAUCUAAAAAACCCAUGCAUCAUAGGUAAUCGACCACGAUGAUCAUCGUGGCGAUGUUUGUUUCAUUCUCCACUGAACCACAACCUCAACAAAGCCACACUGGUGAAAAUUCGGUUUUUUGCCCCUUACGGUCGAAAAUCAAAAACCGUACAUUGCACUCAUUUCUCAUUCAAAUAGACUUAAAUUUUCAGGAAAUGAUUAGCAGAGAUCAUAGAACGUCUUACUAGUCGAAAAAUUACAUAAGAUUUUCAAUUGAUCCGUGCUGCUUUUUAGCGGAUCUCUGAUAAACCUCCCACACAACCAAAGUUCAGAUCCAAUGUUUUGGAUCAGUUCCACAUUCUAUAACCUCUGCUAAUCAUUUCCUGAAAAUUUAAGUCUAUUUGAAUGAGAAAUGAGUGCAAUGUACGGUUUUUGAUUUUCGACCGUAAGGGGCAAAAAACCGA